Messenger RNA from Hypoxylon trugodes, 1668 nucleotides. RefSeq names its product pseudouridine synthase. Bases 1 to 1668 code for a protein of 555 amino acids. The transcript has a single exon. Lineage: Eukaryota; Fungi; Ascomycota; Sordariomycetes; Xylariales; Hypoxylaceae. Gene Ontology annotation, cellular component: cytoplasm; nucleus. Gene Ontology annotation, biological process: tRNA pseudouridine synthesis; mRNA pseudouridine synthesis. The record is from RefSeq and is a predicted model, not a curated record. Gene Ontology annotation, molecular function: pseudouridine synthase activity; RNA binding.
AUGGAUAAAAAGAAAGCAGCGUAUGAAAGAUGGACGAAGGAUGCUCUCAUAAAGCGCAUACAGACGCUGGAAGCGAAUCUCGUCCGCGCUGAGACGCAUAACCAGGAUUCUACCACAACCACGGCAGCAGAGGGGUCUAGUACUAAUAAUGCUACACCCAGCCCCCCAAAGAAAAAGAAAAUAGAGCGCAAGAUCGAUUCAUCCAAAUACUCAACACGGCUGGUGGCGUUCAAACUCGCAUACUUGGGCAAAAGGUACGGCGGCUUCGAGUUCGCGGUCCACGCCAAUCUACCGUCGAUCGAAGAGGAGUUGUGGAAGGCGUUUGUCAAAGCGUGUCUUAUUUUCCCUGAAAACCCUGAUGUAGUUGAUUGGGAUAGUUGCGAGUACUCGAAGUGUGGACGCACGGAUCGGGGUGUGAGUGCGUUUGGACAGGUCAUUGCUGUGAGGGUGAGGAGUAAUAGGCCUUUGCCUAAGGAGGCGCCAGAGGGUGAACGGGAAGAUGGUGGGAAUGUGGAAGGGGAGGGUGGUGCGGCAGAGGAGAAACGCGAGUUCGAUGACUUUACGGAUGAGUUGCCGUAUUGCAGGAUCUUGAAUAAACUCCUACCGCCUGAUAUAAGGAUGCUAGCGUGGUGCCCCACGACAGCGGCGGAUUUCUCUGCGAGGCACGAUUGCCGAGAAAGACAAUACCGAUACUUUUUCACGCAACCGGCGUUCGCACCAUAUCCACAGAGCCUCGAGAACCCGGCUGGGACUGCUACUACCAAAGUAAAGGGCGGCUGGUUAGACAUUGAGGCUAUGCGACGGGCCGCCAAGAAAUUUGAGGGAACUCAUGAUUUUCGAAAUUUCUGCCGAGUCGAUCCGAGCAAACUUAAUAUCAAUUUCGAGCGAAAAGUGUUUGAGGCGGAUAUAGUGGAGGUCGAGGAUGCGGAAACGGCACUGCCGUUCCUAGAUCGUGAUGAGUUUAAGCCUACGUCGACGUCAGAUGCCGGUUUGAAGAAGUUGCCUAAGGUGUACUAUUUCCACGUGCGAGGAACUGCGUUCUUAUGGCAUCAAAUACGAUGCAUGGCAUCGGUUAUCUUUAUGGUGGGUCAGGGGUUAGAAGACCCAUCGGUGAUAGACAGGCUUCUAGACAUCGAAGCCGAGCCACGAAGACCAAACUAUCAACUUGCGGACGAAAUCCCGUUAGUAUUAUGGGAUUGCAAAUUCCCUAGGCCCGAGAAACCUCAGAAUGCGCUCGACUGGGCAUAUGUAGGUGAGGACAACCCCCUGUACCAGCACGGAAUAACGGGUCUCUUGGGUGGUGUGUGGGAGUACUGGCGUGAAAAGAAAAUGGACGAGUUGCUCGCCAGUCAGCUCCUAAAUAUAGUGUCCUCACAAGCGGAUAUCAACCUCCGUAGAGACCCCAAAGCACCAUUGCAUAUACCCACCACCACGACGAGGAUAUUUGAAGGUGGUGAUAAGGAGCGUCUGGCUGGCAAGUAUCAGCCACUAUUGAAAAAGCCGAGACUUCCUUCGCCACAAGAAACCUUCGACAAGGAAGCGAGGAGGAAGGGAUACGCAGACGCGGCGGAUAUGAGGGAAGCAUUUAUAAGGAAAAGGGAAGAGGCUGCAGCGGCGGCGGGUGAACCACCGCCAGAAGUAGCGGCACUAGAGGAGGAAGCUGAAUAG